UUCGUUUUGCCUCAUGGGUAUUUUUCUAUAGGACAGUAAUGAUGACACAGAAGAUGUUUCACUGUUUGAUGCGGAAGAGGAGACAACUAACAGACCCAAAAAAUCCAAGAUCAGACACCCAGUGGCAUCAUUUUUCCAUUUAUUCUUUCGAGUCAGUGCAAUUGUAGUCUAUCUUCUCUGUGAAUUGUUCAGCAGCAGCUUUAUUGCCUGUAUGGUGACAAUUAUCUUGUUGUUGUCAUGUGACUUUUGGGCAGUCAAGAAUGUCACAGGUAGGCUAAUGGUUGGCCUGCGCUGGUGGAAUCAUAUUGAUGAAGAUGGAAAAAGCCAUUGGGUGUUUGAAGCCAGAAAGGCAACCUCCCAAGAGAGUAAAAGUGUUUCAGAGGCUGAAUCAAGAAUCUUUUGGUUAGGACUGAUUGCCUGCCCUGUGCUGUGGGUGGUGUUUGCCUUCAGUGCACUCUUCUCCUUCAGAGUGAAGUGGUUGGCAGUGGUUAUCAUGGGUGUAGUCCUCCAAGGUGCCAACCUGUAUGGUUACAUCAGGUGCAAAGUGGGCAGCAGAAAGAAUUUAACUAGCAUGGCUACAUCUUACCUUGGGAAGCAGUUUUUAAGACAGAGCACUGGAGAUGAUCAGACUUCCUGAAGAGCAAGCAAAAGCUUACAUGGUCUGUUAAAUCGGGGGACUGCUGAAGACCUGACUCUGAACCUUUUAGAGCACAGUACAUGUCACAAAGAGGAGUGCUUGGUUUGUUUUUCCAUUUUAAAAUUUACUUUAAGGAAAAGUAGUUUUCACAUUAAUUUUUUUUCUUUUAACACUUGGGGCUUAAAAGUAUUGUGUUGCUCGAAACAUUGUCAAAAUUUGUUCGUUUUACAUGUGUUUGCACAUAGUCAUGUCAUGUCCGUAUAUCCCAAAUUAAUGAAAGGGUGUUCAUGUGCAUAUGUAAUGGAGACCUUUGUGUUUUGAUCAAUAGAACAUAAAAGGAUAUUCUUA
Manis javanica (Malayan pangolin) is the source of this 985-nucleotide messenger RNA. Lineage: Eukaryota; Metazoa; Chordata; Mammalia; Pholidota; Manidae. The record is from RefSeq and is a predicted model, not a curated record.